Molecule: messenger RNA, 1943 nt
Organism: Sorghum bicolor (sorghum)
Lineage: Eukaryota; Viridiplantae; Streptophyta; Magnoliopsida; Poales; Poaceae
Product: probable peptide/nitrate transporter At3g43790
Exons: 17
Coding region: 141-1610 (489 amino acids)
Biological process (GO): transmembrane transport
Molecular function (GO): transmembrane transporter activity
Source: RefSeq, a predicted model, not a curated record
GAGAGGGCCGCCGCCUUGCUCUACCGUUCGCCCGCAGUCGAGCUCUCCUGGAGCAGCAUGUAUAUAGCGAACAACUAGCUGGCUGCGUCUGCGUGGUGGGGUAAUUUAUUAGUAGUUGCAUACAGCAGGAGGGAGGAAAAAUGGCCGGCGGAGAGGACGACGACGGUUCAGCGGCGGCGCCGCUGCUGGGGUCGAAGAGGAGGCACGAGGGGUGCCCCGGUUGCCGGCUGGACGAGGCCAAUAAGACCAACGCCGGCGUCCCCUACCUCAACUUCUUCUAUAUUUGGAUCGUCUGCCUUACUUCCACUCUGCCGAUCCAGUCAUUGUUCCCUUAUCUAUACUUCAUGAUCAGGGAUUUGAAAAUUGCAAAGCAAGAGCAAGAUAUCGGGUUCUAUGCUGGAUUUGUUGGGGCAACAUAUUUUGUCGCCAGAACUUUCAGUUCUGUGCCAUGGGGGAUAUUUGCUGACAAGUACGGAAGGAAGCCUUGCAUUGUAAUCAGCAUCCUCUCAGUGAUUGUGUUCAACACACUCUUUGGCCUUAGCACUAGUUAUUGGAUGGCAAUUGUAACUAGGGGGUUACUUGGGUUGCUCUGUGGUAUACUGGGACCAAUCAAGGCCUAUGCUACAGAAGUUUGUAGGAAAGAGCACCAAGCUCUAGGAAUCUCUCUCGUUACGUCAUCCCGUGCAAUAGCUCUUGUUAUUGGCCCAGCCAUUGGAGGGUUUCUUGCACAACCUGCAGAAAAGUACCCAAAUAUUUUUCCCAAAGAGUCCAUAUUUGGGAGGUUUCCAUAUUUCCUCCCAUGCUUUGUCAUAUCGAUACUAGCAACAGGAUCAUGUAUUGCAUGCAUUUGGCUUCCGGAAACACUGCACUUUCAUAAUGAUCAAAAGGUCAAAGCUAUUGACGAAUUGGAGGCAGAAGUUGGUGACUCCAACUUAGAAGGUGGAAAAGUUAAAGAAUCUAGCGACACAUCUACAAAGAACCUACUAAAGAAUUGGCAAUUGAUGUCAGCAGUAAUUAUCUAUUGUAUCUUUUGUCUCCAUGACACAGCCUAUCUUGAGACAUUUUCACUCUGGGCAGUGAGUAGCAAAAAAUUUCGAGGCCUGAGUUUGACGUCCCAGGAUGUUGGCAUUGUGCUAGCUGUCUCAGGUUUGGGUGUUCUGGUAUACCAACUUGUUCUUUAUCCUUUUAUUGCCAAGUCUUUUGGACCAAUCAGGCCAUUACGUCCUGCUGCGGUCUUGUCUGUACUUCUUCUCACAACAUAUCCCUUCAUGGCCAACUUAGAUGGGAUGGAGCUGAAAACAUUAAUCAACAUAGCUUCACUGUUGAAGAACAUAUUCUCUGCUACAAUUACUACUGCAUGCAACAUUCUGCAAAACAAUGCAGUGACACAAGAACAAAGGGGUGUUGCAAAUGGCAUCUCUGUGACUCUAAUGUCAUUGUUCAAAGGUGUAGCUCCAGCAGCAGCAGGGAUUUUGUUUUCGUGGGCUCAGAAGCACACAACUGGAUUGUUCUUACCAGGUGAUCAGAUCCUAUUCCUCAUUAUAAACAUGGUGGCAAUAAUUGGACUGAUUUUGACAUUCAAGCCAUUUUUCUCCAUGUCAAUGCGCUGAGGUGUUCAUAACAAUGUGUGUUUCAUUAUCAUUCAUAAGUUAAAUAAAGGUGAUGUCAUAAUGUAGGCCUCAAAUUUGAAACUACAAGAAUCCAUGUACUAUAUAGGCUCAUAAUUUAACCUUAUGCUCAAUUCUGCAAUCAGUGUGAAGAGGCUCUCCAAAUUAUUUUUGGUUGUAAACUCCAGGACACUAGAUGCUUCAUCAGUGUGUAAAACAUUAUAAGAUGAUGCUGAGCUCAGAUACUUUUGUAACAUCCCAGAUUUUUGUAAUAUGUUGUGAUGUAAAAAUUCCAAGCUUUUUUAAUUUGUUUGUACGAUUGAAUGUUGCAUGCAA